GAGGGCGAGAGCCCGUCGAUAAAUGUAUCUUCCUUUCGUCUUGGGGCGGGGAGGCAGUGAGCUGAACGAUCCUUGCAGGAAUAGGAAACCAAGCAGUCACAAGUGCGAGCUGUGUUGCAGGAGGCGGAGUGGUGGGGGGAGAAGCAGUGGGAAUGUCUGAAUGUCUAUUAGCCUGAAUACGGUAGAUGUGGGCAGUGACUUCUGCAAUGUGUAUCCAGAAGACACUAACAUGGCGAGAGCUCUUCUGUUAGCCACUCUCCUCCCCAUUCUGAGCAAAGGGAUUUGGAACUGAGGGCAUUUAAUGCCGGCUGGAGGAGUACAGGACUCUGCAAAGCGAGGGGGAAAAUCACACACACACAGAGAAUCUAAAUUAAGAGGACGGCAGUGAGCCGAGAACCCAAUGAAUGUAUGUCACAAUGAUGAUGACAGAUCAGAUUCCCUUGGAACUGCCACCUUUACUCAAUGGGGAGCUCCCUAUGAUGCCUCACUUGGUGAAUGGGGACGGUUCACAACAGGUUAUUUUAGUUCAGGUUAAUCCGGGAGAAACCUUCACCAUCAGAGCAGAAGAUGGGUCCCUGCAGUGUAUCCAAGGGCCAGCAGAAGUUCCCAUGAUGUCCCCUAAUGGAUCCAUUCCCCCAAUUCACGUCCCACCAGGAUACAUCUCGCAGGUGAUCGAGGAUAACACGGGGGUCCGCAGAGUGGUGGUCACCCCACAAUCACCGGAAUGCUUUCCACCCAGCUACCCAUCAGCCAUCUCUCCGACACAUCACCUGCCUCCGUACAUCACGCACCAUCCGCAUCUCAUCCCUCACUCGCACGCAGCUUAUUAUCCCCCAGUCACUGGGCCAGGAGAUCUACCACCUCAAUUCUUUCAACAUCACCUUCCACCGACAAUAUACGGGGAGCAAGAAUUUAUCCCUCUCUACGGGAUGUCCAGUUACAUCACAAGGGAAGACCAAUACAGUAAACAUGACCGACUGCACAAAAAACUGAAGAUCGAUCGUCAGAAUCGAUUGAAUAGCCCACCCUCAACCAUCUAUAAGAACCACAUGAGCUCGUGUGCCACAAUAUACAAUGGCUAUGGGAAGGGACCAUGUGUGGCAGGGGUGGGAGGGGGUGGAGGAACGGGUAUCAAGAAGUCAGAGCGAAGAGCGAGGAGCAGCCCCAGGAUGAAUGAGCAGGACAUUCAAGAUUUCGAUUCCGAAACAAAAAGGGUCCAGGACAUGCUUUCUGGGAUGGGAAGGCCACAGGUGUCUAAUGUCCAAGCCAGGGCAGCUCUGCUCACCUGGGCUCCACCUUCAGGCCUCACAAAUGGGGACAAACAAACGAAUGGUCUCCCGUACACCUGUAACUAUGAAGUGGCCUCUUCCGAUAAGGGCAAAGACGGGAAAUACAAGAUAAUUUAUAGUGGAGAAGAUUUAGAAUGCAGCCUGACUGAUUUGCAGCCAACAACAGACUACCAUAUCAGAGUUUCCACAAUCUAUAACUCAGUGAAAGGAUCAUACUCGGAGCCAGUGAGUUUCACCACACAGAGCUGUGCGCCAGACACACCAUCGCCACCGAAACUCUCACAUCGGACCAAAAGCACACUGACUAUCCAGUGGAAGGCACCUGUUGACAAUGGGUCAAAAAUCACCAGCUACCUUCUGGAGUGGGAUGAGGGGAAACGGAAUAACAGAUUUCGGGAGUGUUAUUUUGGUAACCAGAGGCACUACAAACUAACCAAACUCUUACCAGCCAUUGGCUACACCUUUCGGUUAGCAGCAUGCAAUGAUAUCGGCACCAGUGGCUUCAGCCAGGAAGUGGUCUGUUACACCGCGGGAAAUGUGCCGCAGACACCUGCUGCCCCUCGAUUGGUCCGUGCAGGGGUCACAUGGGUGACGUUACAGUGGAACCGUCCCGAAGGCUCGUCGGCAGAGGAGCAAAUGACCUACACGCUGGAGAUGGAGGAGGAGAGUUCGACCGGCGGCUUUGAGUCAAUGUAUACGGGUGAGGAAGUCACCAGCACUGUGAACUCUCUUACGAGAAGCACACAAUACAAGUUCAGGCUGAUAGCCUCCAACGCAGAGGGCAGCAGCAAUCCCAGUGAAGUGCUCGUGUGUAUCACCAACCCAGACCAACCCGGGCCUCCAUCCACACCCUACAUCAUUGGCCCUCCGCUCUCUCACAGCCUUCACCUCAAGUGGGACCCUCCAGAAGACAAUGGUGGAUCAGAAAUUCUGAAGUAUCUGCUAGAGAUUUCUGAGGGCAGCUCUGAGGGAAGCCAGUGGGACGUGGUGUACAGCGGAUCACUCAAUGAGACUGUCUGCCAACAGCUGAAGCCAGGCACUUUGUACAGGUUCAGAGCCUGUUGUAUCAGUACCGGGGGACACAGUCAGUGUUCAGAGAGUCUGUCUGUUCGCACACAGUGUGUUACUCCCGGCCUGUGUCAACCACCAAGGCUUGUCGGGAAACCAAAACACAAAGAGCUUCAGAUACAAUGGGGGCCGCCAUCGGAUGGGAACUCGAUGGUGAUGGAGUAUACGUUGGAGAUAAGUCAAGGAGAGCUAGCACCUUCGGAGGUUUACUGUGGUCCUGAUCUGGAAUGUACUGUCAGCAGCCUCCUGCCUGGGAGCACCUAUCAGUUCAGGGUGCGAGCUGCCAAUGAAGCAGGGUACGGCCCUUACUCUGAAGCGAUAGAUCUCACAACAGCAGCAGGACCCCCAGUUCAGUGUAAAGCACCUGCACUUUCCUGCUUGUCGACCACAAGUGUACAUGUGAGCUGGGAGAGCCCUGAGAAUUAUGGUGCUGACAUAUCAGAAUACAGACUGGAAUGGGGGGAGACGGAAGAGUCCAUGGACCUUGUUUACUGUGGAAUGGAGACAACAUUCGAGAUCAAUGACCUCAAACCAGCAACACACUACUGCUGCCGACUGCAGGCCACUAACCAGGCAGGCUGUGGGCCUUACAGCAACGUGAUCACCCACACUACCCCAGCCUCAGUCCCUGAUGCUAUUUCCACCCUCUACGUCCUGGAGGACCAGCACCUGGACCAUUGCCUGACUUCGUCUUCCAGCUGCCUUGCCGUCAAGUGGACCGAGCCAUGCAGUAAUGGCUCCGAGAUCCUCUCCUACAGCAUCGACUUGGGAGAGUGCCAGCUGACUGUAGACAACGUCACGGCCUAUGUCAUACGCGAUCUCCUGCCCGGCACCUCCUACAGGAUCCGGGUUCGGGCGGUGAAUGGAAUCGGUGCUGGCCCUUUCAGCCAGGCAGUGAAAGCUAAGACAAGACCUCUACCACCGGCCCCUCCGAAGCUGGAGUGUGCUGCCUCAGGCCCUCAGAGCCUCAAGCUGAAGUGGGGUGACAGCAGUGUCACCAAAGUACUGCCCACUGACAUUGAAACUGUCUACAUCCUCCAAAUGGAGGAACGGAGUGGAAAGUUUGUUCCAAUCUAUCGAGGGCCAAGCCACACUUACAAGGUGCAGAGAUUGACGGAGUCCACAUGUUACAGCUUCCGAAUUCAGGCAGUCAGCGAGGCUGGGGAAGGACCCUUCUCCAUGGUCCAUGUGUUCAACACAACCAAAUUAGUCCCUCCUGCACUCAAAGCUCCACGGGCCACUCAGCUGGAAGGAACCGCAUGUGAGGUCACGUGGGAAGGACUUCCACCAAUGAGAGGCGAUCCAAUGAGUUACAUUCUCCAGGUCACACUGGGCAGGGAGUUAGACUACAAACAGGUGUACAAGGGGGAGGACACAACAUUCCAGAUCUCGGGCCUUCAGACGAACACAGAAUAUCGGUUUCGAGUCUGUGCCUGUCGACGCUGCCAGGACCUGUCGCAAGAGCUGACUGGACCCUUUAGUCCUUCUGCCAUUUUCACACUACGGAGGAAGGAAUCUCCUCCAGCCAGUGAACUGAGAACCGCAGAGUUGGCCAAAAUGAGGAGUAUGAUGCCCAGUGAUGAGCAGUUCGCUGCUCUCAUCCUGGUGGGAUUUGCCAGUUUAUCGAUUUUCAUCGCCUUUGUUUUACAAUAUUUCAUCAUGAAGUAACAAGAGGGGGAAGAAAGCAAACAAAAUUACGCAUAUAAUUCUUGAGGUAUAAACGUAGCCACGUACUAGUGCCAGCAAAAACCAUUUAAAUAUUCCUGUUGAACUUCUAUUAAUCGUAUUUUAGUUUUAAGUUUGUUUCUUUUCCCUUUGCCCUUUUGCAUUUUGGGUUUACCCCAGUUCAAAGGUUAGUCAAAAAUAAAAAGGGGGAAGUGAAAUGAAAACCACACUGGCCAUUUUCUGCACCUUUCCUGGAAAUUACUUUGACCCUUUCACCACAGGCAUUACUUGAUGCCAAGUGGGAGCUGCCCUCCUGCUAAGGCUGGGUUCCUCACUGCAUGAGGUCGCUGUGAUUUAGUUAAAGUAUUCUCCCAGCUGAGGUUUCAGUUGGAGGUUUUAGCAUUUUUUAUAUAUAUUAUAUAUAUAAAAAUAUAUAUUUUUUAAAAAAGAAAAUUUAGGCUGGGAGGGAGGGAAAGUGGGGUGGAGAGAAGAGAGAAUGAGCCUCAGAUUGUUCGAAACCGUCAAUUGGUUGACAGCCCAGGGUUUUUAUUUCACAUUUAGAGGAAUGCAAUGGGCAUUGUGUUUAAUUCAGCUGUAAAACAGGGAAUAUUUCCUCUGGUGUUGGCAGUCAAAUCUACCUGGCAAUAAAGGUGCUAUAUUACUGUAACUAUGCUGUGGUAGACCACUUCGCCCUGCUCCUGCUCACUGCCCUUCAUGCCCCCACCAUCAAUAAGAGACAUAAUACAGCGCCAUUGAGUGUGACUGCGGCUAUAAGAAAUGGGAUUCUGUUGAGGGGGAAGGUGGUGAAGAAGACUUCACCCUCCAAUCUGCACCCCUCACCAAUUACUUUUCAAAUGGGCACCAGACGCCACUUUGACACCUCCAUGUCACCCUGCCCCGCAGCUACACCCCCCUCCCAACCACCACCACCACUUUUGACUACUACUGGGCAAGUUAGUGGUUGGUGGCAUCACAACUUGCCAAUUGGGCUGCCCACUAUUUUCCCACUGUGAAGGUGCCUUACCUGCCGUUGCCCUGUUGGAAGCCACAUCCACUGCCCUUUCCAAACACUGUGCUCUCAAACACAUGCCUUCACCCUGCUGCUUCUGUGCCUUUGCUUCCCUCGAGGAGCUAUCCACACCAGUUGCAGGUGGCACACUGCCAAAUUCAGCACUGCCAUUCAGUAGGGAGUGGAUUUAUUUCCCAAUUUUGUCCUUCUGCCAUUUCCCAACUCAGAACUGCUCCCAGUGUUAGCCUAAAGCUUUAAUUACCUCCCUGCCCUAGUGGAACGUGUGAUCCGCAAAGCCUCCAGGUCAAGUCCCAGUUUGUGUUGGGCCAGCUGGGACAGGUGCUACAAUAGGCCUCAGUGCCUCUGGGAUUCUGGCGGGCUGAUGGGAACGUCAGGCAAUGGGAUGGUGUGGACUGCAGGUUGCACACUUGCAUUCUUUGUGCCCAAUGGACCAUCACCAAGUGGUGGCCAAUUUCAACCUUUGAGUUGAACAGCAUGUUGUCAGGUCACUCUCUGAGCUCCCUGCACAAGGAAUUCCAGCUUGUGGAAACUCCCAUUGCUACUUCUAACAAAAGCCAACACUAAGGAGGGAAGUGGGGGGAAAGUAAAUACCUCAGACUCCUGCUUAUGUUCUCAAAUGACUGAGAAAUGCCUAAAAUUUCCAAUUGUAUGAUAUAAAUGUGCACCAAAACCAAUCUUAAGUUUUGAAAAUGACAGCACUGUCCUUUUAACUUUUAGUUUUUAUGGUACUUAAUCACCAACAACAUUUUCAAAUCCAACAAUUUUAUAAACAGACAGUCUGGAAUUGGGCAGCCAUUUUGGAAUCCAGUGGCCAUUUUAGUAGGAACUAUCCCAGUGCUAAAAAAUAAUUGUAUUUGGUACAGCUACUGAGAAACCAAUUCUGGGCUGAAAAGCAUGAGAUCUAAGUAUCCAUGAAGAGGUGUUGGAAUUAGAAUGCCGAUUUCUGGCCACAGUUGUAUAAGGCUAUUUCCAUGGUGCCAUGGGAGACCAAAUCAAAAAGCUACUUUUUCUUACUCUUCUUCAGAAAAUGAUCAUUUGCACUUUAUCUCAUUCCCCACUCUCUCCACUGUCCUGUCUCACCCACAGAGAUGGUGUGAAGCAGGGAAAAAUGGGAGGGCUCAGCAUGACAGGCUGCAUCUCACUUCCAAAACCAAUGUCCAGCCAUUUCCAACAUCGUCGCUACUGGCAACUGACUGCCCACAUGAAUAAAAACAAAGAAUUCAGCACAGUUUCACUUAGAUUCCAGUGCGACAGUCCCUCAUCCUGAUCCUCCCAAAAUAAGAUCCUGAAUUGUAGCUGGCAUGUUACAGCUGACAUAAGACACUGCCACUACCCCCAGACCUGCGCCAUUAGAAGCGCUAGAAAUACCGAGUAGGUCAUUCAGCCUCUGAAGAGAGUAACAAAGCUAACAUUUGUGGUCAGUGCCCAAGCAUCAGAAUUCUUUGCUUAUCUCUCCUGGUGCUUAUAACUCCUCCUUGUUCCUACCCACUUUACCUGAUCUCAUCAGCUUCCCCUUCUCUUCCUGAUUCUUUUUAUCCAGCUUCCCCUUAAUUGCUUCAAAAUUGUUCACUUCCCUGUGCUCCAAAUUCUCCCCGUGCCCUGGAUGAAGAGGUUUUCCUGAUUUUUCAGUAGGAUUUAUUGGUGAUUGCGUGAUAUUUUUGACUCUUUAAGUAGUAACAACUUCUCUAUAUCAAUCCCAACCAUAUUUUUUUUUUCAAUAGAACCUCUACAGUGUGGAAACAGGCCCUUCGGCCCAACCAGUCCACACUGGCCCUCAGAGCAUCCCACCCAGACCCAUUCCCCUAGAGCCCACCUAUUCUACACAUUCCUGAACACUAUGGGCAAUUUAGCAUGGCCAAUCCACCUGGCCUGAACAUUUUUGGACUGUGGGAGGAGACUGGAGCAAAGCCACACAGACAUGGGGAGAAUGUGCAAACUCCACUCAGAUAGUUGCCUGAGGGUGGGAUCGAACCCAGGUGCCUAGAGCUGUGAGGCAGUAGUGCUAACCACUGAGCCACCGUGCCACCCAACUCAUUGAUCACUGCUCAGUCACUUCCAUUUGGAGAUCAGAGCCCCAUCCUGUUCAAUCUUUCCAAAAACCAGAAUCUCUCAGAUCUGGUGUCAUGCACAAGCAGGCUAUGGUACAUGGAACAUAGAGGUAAAGCAGGAGGCUUGUACAAAACCAGUCAUGGUUUUCUGAAAUUGCUGUCAGCUAUAGAGUUCUUUAAUAGACCUAAAUUAAAUUUGCAUCUCUGAAACAGGCCAUUCAGCCCAAAGGAUCCAUACUGACAUUUAUAUACCACAUGCUUCACCCUUUAUUGGGAUGUGGGCAUUGCUGGCAAGACUAGCAUUUGUUGCCCAUCCUUGUCGCCCUCAAACAAAGUGGCUUGCUGGGCCAUUUCAGAGGGCAGUUACAGGUCAAGCAGAUUACUGUGGGUCUGGAGUUACACGUAGGCCAGACUGGGUAAGGAAGGCAGAUUUCCUUCUCUAAAGGACUUGAAUGAUCCAAAUGGGUUUUUAACAACAGUUUUUAGUUUCAUGCUCACUGAGAUCAGCUUUCAAUUCCAGAUUUUUCUUUUAUCAAUGAAAUUUGAAUUUGUGAACUCAUGUUGCAAGGAUCUAUGGGUUACUAGUUCAAGGACAUUACUACAAUGCCAGCAACCCACACCCCACCUUCCCCCUCCACAUGAGGCUUUACCCCACCUCGUCAAUUUCUCAUUCUGUGCUUUUCUCCCACUGUCUUCCCCUUAACAGCUGCAAUGUUGCUGAAGACUCACCACAUCAGGAAUAUUCUGAGGGCAAUAGUGAUUUCAGACUAACUGUACUUUGAAUCUGCAAGGUACGGAUUGUAUAGCUGCUGUGUUUCUGUUGCAGGGUACCUGACAGAGCUGCAAACAGGGAAGCUAAGUGUCUGACGUUGGCAAGCAGAUACCCAUUGUCAAUUGGGAAAGGGCAAUGUGACUUGGUACAGAAAUAGUGAAAGAAAGAGUUUAGAAAACCAAGUGGAAAUGGAGAAUGCAGGCCAUUGGAGAGACAAUCCAGGCCAAGUCUCACAUGACGCUGAAUGAACAGACACUAUCUCAUGUAGCACAGUGACAGUCAUUCCUCAAACAGACAUCGGGGUUAGGCAGCACACAACAAGACCCUGUGGGUGCCAAGUGGCACCAGCUGACCAUUUCAAGGGUUUUCUUCUAAUUCUAAGGCAUUCGAAUGCAAGAAAUAGUUUGCAUUUGCGUGAUGCCUUUGACAUCCCCAAGCACCCCAAAGGGCUUUACAGGCAUUGAAGUGCAUUCACUUCAUCACAUAUGUAAAUGCAACAACCAUUGUUACACAGAAGGAUCCCACGAGCAAUAAUCCAAUUCGGUGUUGGUUGAAUCAGGCUUCCUGCUGUUAUUCUGUGAAGUUCAGGUCAAAGUUCAGGUCAAUGUUAUGUGGUGGAGCAAUAGCUAUGAGGAAAAAGAGAUCCAUGCAUUGAUGGAGCCCAACAGCGUCUCCCCCUUCCCGGCUUCUAAUUCCCAUUCAUGUUGUCCCAUUUAAGUUGAUCCACACUUGGCCAGUUUGAACUGAGGAAGUUUACCUCAAUCCAAUUUCAAACUUUUGGUCAGGGAUAUCACGGAUUCAUCCCCAACAAUGAGUAAUGAAUGAUGACUAAAUGCCUUUGGAGGACAACACCGUUUUAGGCAUCGGCCUUUGACCCCUGAAGCCUGGUUCCAAUCCAUCAGAGACUCACCACACAAAUGCUUCCUGUCCCCAGUUGCUGGAAUGUCUGGUGUGAAAUGGGUUUGGCAAAUCACAACCUAUUGCCUACGUUUGUUUUCUGUAACUUAGACCACUAAUUAUCUCACAAGCCAUAGAUCAUCUCCAAGAGGAAAUAGAACAAGAUCAUACUUGAUUGCUGUUGCUGUACAAAGAGAUUGCCUGUUCAAAGAGACAGUCACUGUUCCAUCACAUCCCUGACUUACAGGACCGCAGAAAGCAGGAAUGUUUUGAAGCCUCUAUCCUCUUGUAGACAUGGUUUUACUCAUCAGUCUGGUCUCCUUGUUGGUGGCUAAGCCGCAGGAUGUUGAUAAUUGGGCGCUCAAUGAUAACUAUUAAUCAUGUUCACUGCAGUGAGCAAAAGACAGUGCACACUGUUAGAACAAAGAGGUACGAAUGUCAUCCCACCCAACCCCAAACCUGGCCGACCCCUCGAACUAAUUGGCCCAAAUGUUAAUCACCAUUACUGUCUAUGAGCUCAGCUGCCUGGGCCUGAAGCUCCGGUGAUCUCCCCACCCUCUGCUUCUUUAUAAUGUUACUUAAAACCUACUUCCUUGACUAAGCUUUUGGUUACCUGUCCUUACAGCUCCUUGAAUCGCUGCAUGUCGAUUAGUUUUGUAAUUUCUCCUGUGAAUUACCCUGGAAUGCUUUACAACCUGAAUGGUGCUAUACAAAUGCAAGUCUCUUUGUUGCUGAUCACUGAAUGUUGCUCAUUGCGUUUGGGACCUCAAUAGACACAUUGGGCACACUGUGGUGUUGGCGAACUCUGCUGCAGGAUUUUCAAGGUAAAUGAAGGAUUCUUGCUCAAGUUGUCUCUGAAGGUGUGAUUCUCAUGGGCUGAAAAUGGUAUUGCAGCAUUGGCUGUGAAAUGACAGGCAGGUGCUGUUGGAACAGCACAGAAUAAGAAGAACUUGCUGUCCCUGACAUGAUCCUUGCAAGCUUAAGAUUCCAUCCACCCCUUACUCCAAAAACUCAUAAUAAAUAAGGCACACAGCCCUUCUAUCAGGUGCCUUUCCUCACCACAAGAGGCACAACUCUCCACACAGAUGACUACUCACUCUUUCAAUUCUGUUCACGAUCUACAUCUUCACCAACAGGGUCACACAGCACAGCCUAUUCGGCCCACUGUGCCUGUACCAGCCCUUUGAAAGAGCUGUCGUUGAAAGAGUUAUCCACAUAUUCCUGUUUCCACUGGUCUGUUAGUGUAAUCUUUCAAAUUUUUUGCCUUCGGGUGUUUAUUCACACGUGUUUACAUUGCCUCCAGGGCUCUGGGCCAAGAACUCGAAAACGGGAUUACCGUUGUCAGAUCUUUGUUGACCAGUGCAAAAAGUAUUGCACCAAAUGACCUCUCCUUAGCCUUAGGGUAACAAUCCCAUCUUCUCUACAUUCCGACGUAAUGGAGAAGGGUAAUAAACCAAGGGUUACAGUUUUAGAGUAAGGAGUUUUAGAGAUGAUUAGAGGAACUAAAAUUUCACCCAGAGGAAGAUGAGUGUCUGGAACUCUCUGAUUGAAUGGGUGGUAGAAGAGGAGCUGGAUGUAAAUAAGACCAACACAAUGAAAUGACGUUGAUGUCUGAUUCCACAGACAAUUUCUGCAGCUUUUGGUUUCAGUUAGUAUCCCAGGAAACAAGCCAGGGGGAUCUUGCAGUAAGAAGCUUCCAUUUGGAACAAGCAAUCCUUUCUGGUUGUGGAGCAUUGCCCAAGAAUAACAUUGAACAAACACAGCUAAAAAGGACCUUCACUCCUGACUAUCUUGUGUGGUCUCUCAACAGGCUGUCACAAACACAGAGAUAGUUAUAGCAUAGAGGGAGGCCAUUUGGCCCAUCAUGUUUGCACUUGUCAACAAAGAUUUGACAAUCCCAUUUUUCAAGUGUUUAGCCCCAGCCCUGGAGGCAAUGAAACAUGUGAAUAUUUAAAAUAGACAUAACAAAGCGUGGAGCUGGAUGAACACAGCUGGCCAAGCAGCAUCAGAGGGGCAGGAAAGCUGACAUUUCAGUUCAAGAGCCUUCUUCAGAAAAUAUUUAAAUACUGCUUACAUGUUAAGAGAGUUUCUGAUUCAAGCCAUCUUUUCAGGCAGUGAUUUCAAGACCCCAUCACAACUUCUCCUCAACUCUCCCCUCAGCUAUCCACUUAUUACCUUAAAUCUAUGCCCUCUGCUUGUUGUCCUCUCUAAUAAUGGAAAAGUACACAUUCUAUCUAUGCCCCUCAUAAUCUGAUGUGAUCCUAUCAGAUCACCUGUUGCACCUUCACUGCUCUGAGGAAAAUAAUCCCACCGUAUCCAAUCUGUCCACAUAGCUCUGACCCUCCACCCUAGGCAGUAUCCUGAAAAGUCUCCUCUGCAUCCUCUCCAGGGCUAUUACUUUCCUAUAAUGUCAUGACUGAAACUGCACACAGAACAGCAGUCGUGGCCUAACCAGAAAUUGGCACAGUUCCAGCAUACCCUCUCAGCUCUUGCCUUCUGUGCCUUGGCUGAAAAAGGCAAGUAUUCCAUAUGCAUUCAUAACCAUGUUAUUCACCUGCCCUGUUGCCUUCACAAACUUCUGAAUUUGUACGCCAUGGUCUGUCUGAUCUUCAGUACUUUCGUACCAUUCAUAGUGUAAUCCCCUAUAAUGAAGCAUGGGGCUGGAGGAACACAGCAGGCCAAGCAGCAUCUUAGGAGCACAAAAGCUGACAUUUCGGGCCUAGGCCCUUCAUCAGGGUAAUCCCCUGCCUUGUUAACCCUUCUCAUGUGUAUUACCCUUUUUACCCAGUUUUCAGGGUUGCAAUCCAUUUGUCACUGUUCUGCCCAUCUGACUAGUCCAGGCUUUGCUUCAAAUUAUGCAUCUUUAUCCAUUAACAAUAUGGAAAUUUCUUCAAAGGACACUUUUUGAUCCUAUGACUUGCUUUCUAAAGAUCUUGAUGGUCUCUUUUAAUUCAAUUCCACAAAAUCCCGUUUCCAAAUAACUGAUAACGCAGGACUCUGAGCAUUGCUGAAAAGUAAGGAGCAGUGUUUUGAAGCUUUUUGUCUUGCAUUCAUCAGGACAGUUUGUAUGAAAUACCAACUUAAGGAGAAAACCAACAUUUAUACUGCAUGAGGUAAGCGUGCUGAUUGGCUUGCACAUAGACUCUAAUUGGUAGAGCAUUGCCUUGGAGAAUGCUCCAAUUAAGGAUGAUUGACAGGUAGCUGCCAGUCUUUGUCUUGGUGGGUAUGAGAUUAAAUGUCUCAACAAAAGGUCUCUCUUCACAGAAAUCCUAUUUCAUUAUUUGUUUCUAAGUAAGAGACCAUUCAAAAACAUAAAUGUAGCACUCUAGCAGGUUCUUGAGCAAUCCUUGAACUUCUUCCAUUUGAACUCAUAACCUGUUCUCCCUGUCUCCCAUCACACAGUCCUCCAAACACAGUCUCAGCACCAGUACUGCUCACUUUGUUCAUUUCUAGUCUGGUUCAGGCUGCUUGGUCAAUUUUGAUCUAAUUCAACACUUUCACCAGGAGCCUCCUACUGCCUGAUUCAUUGGAAAGAAAGAUUUGCAAUUUUAUAGAAUCAGGAUGUUGCAAAGUGCUUUACAGCCAAUGAAGCACUUUUGAAUUGCACUCAUAUUUGUUUUGUGAGCUGUUUUGAAAAGUAAUUUUGUUAGUUUUGCUCCCAGGCAUCAAUGCCUAUUAUAUCCCUGCCCAGCAUGCAGCUGUACUGAUAUCAACUAGACUGAAUAUUGCCAUCUAUAUCCCUGUUCUACGGUCAGUGCUGUCGUAAUUUGCUGCCAUUUGUUGAUUUCUGUCACUGCCUGGAAAUAGAAGCUGGAGUAGACCAUUCAGCUUCACCAUUCAAUCCAAUUAUGGCUGAUCUUUUGCUUCAGUUCUACUUUGCUGCACGCUCCCCUUGAUUCGCUGAGAGACCAAACAUCAAUCAAUCCCAGCUUGAUCUGCCCUUUAGCUGCUGAUCUUAUCCUUCCUCGAUCCACACUACUGAAUGUCCCUGCUCUCCCACUGUCACCUAUGGCAUGUCAGGCCUUGCAAAUUUGAAACUCUCAGGGAUUGUUAUUUCCUGAUCGUCUGACCUCUCGUGUUCUGGCGGAAUGGGUAGGUCUGCCCACUGAUUGGUGCAAAAAUAAGCCAAAGGAAACACUUUAUUUGCCUAAUUUCAGCUCAUCAGGGUACGACUUAUUCUAGUUCUGCUAGAAUCCCUUGCUACCCAACUCCAGGAAGUUGAAAGAGCAAAUUCAGGUCAAAGAAUUGUAACAAUGACACACAGACAAACGUGCUGUUGUUUGAAACCUCUCUCUUGGCUGAAGUUCCUCCAUGGUACCCAUUUCAAAAGAUGUUGUUACUGACAGUGGUUCAUUGCCUUUUGCUCUUACUGGCCUCGGUUCCAAAUGUGAGUUGACAGGAUUUAACAUUGUGUCAAAGUGACUUCUAAACACCACCCACUCCAACAUGUAUCGCAUUCCACCUUCUCUAACAGUCAGGAUAUCUCAGUUUCCCAACAUGCAGUUCAUAGAAAAGAAGAAAUAAUCUGUCGAUAAUUCCACCAACCCUGCCAAUGAUGGCCUCCCUUAUUCAGACUGCCUUAGUCAGAUCUAAUCCGUAUUUCUCAAACACCAUUUGAACAAAAAUGUAAUGAGACUGAUCACUAUUACUUCAGGACCAGAAAUAAUCUGCCAGUGUAAGAGACUUUACCUCAGAACAAGACUUUGGAGUAAUAAGCACCCCAGAGGGUGCGUGGGGUAGUUGUGUAUUCCUAUUAUUGUAACUUGCUUUCUCCUGUCUGUCUGGGACAAUGGGGCAGCAAGACUCCUUUGCCAACCUGGGCCCAUUGCACUCUGUUUUGUUCCAACAGAAUUCAUGUCCAGUUCUCAAAGGUCCUUCUGAAACAUGCUUUUCCAGCUGCUGUUUACCUCUCAUGUAAUCUGUUUGUUCAUAAAUUAAUGGUUUAUUGUGUUUGGUUUUUAUCUUCCCUGGCUCUUUAACUCCAUGGCUCUGAGCAUUGGAUCCUGAAUACUCCUGGUGUAUUUUUCCUUGGGAAUUGUUCCCUUUCCACAUAAGACAACACAGAAUCCCUGGGAAGCGUUAAAAAGCCUGGUUAGCCGGGGAGGGGUGAGGGCCUUAUCGACUGUGAGAUACUGGGUUAAAGUUCCUCCAUCUCUCUCGGAGGUUUCAGGAGUGAGGAAGGGGACAAAAAUGACCGUGAGGACCUGGCAAACAUAUUCAUUGGGGUCUUACCUGCUAUUAAUUCCUCCAUACAUGCUUUUCCUCUUCCAUCCCAGUAACUGCUUUCUCAAGAGGGAAUUCCAACACAUUGGACCCCACACCUGACAAUCCCAUUGCAGUGUCUAAAUGAAAGUCUCAGACUUGGCACCAAGUACCCUCCCUGACCAACCGAAUCAUGCUGCUGUGUCACCCUCAGUGUGCUCAACCACAUCUGACCUCGAUGUUACAUUGAGCUAUCUGUGUCUCGGACCAUCUCCUUGACGUUCUCCAUACCCAUCACGGACCCCCGUGCAGUGACCAACACCAGUGCAACAUGGUAUGGAUCAAGUCCUAUGAGAGAGGGACAAAUGGGACAAAACUUUAUAAUAUAUCCAGCAAGCGUCCUUAGACAGCACCAUCCAAACCCUUGACCACUACAAUGUAGAAGGUCAAGGACAGCAGACCACAUGGAUGCAGUACUUCCUGUAGGUUUCCUCCAAGGCACACAUAGCCCUGACUUGGAGCUAUAUCACUGUUCUUUCAAUGCCACUGGAUCAAAAUCCUCGAAAUCCCAUCUUAAUGGUGCUGUGAGUGUCUCUGCACUCCAUGUCUGUGGCAGUUCAAGUCAACACCUCAGCACAACCACCUUGAGGACCAUAAGAGAUGGGCAAUAAAUACUGACCCAGCCAGCAAAUCCAGCAUCCCAUGAAUGAACAAAGAAAUUGCACACCAGAACAAGCAGCACUAAUUAUCUUCAGCACUGCACGCGCAGGAUUCUCAUUCCAUUUGCCCCACAAUGUGUAUAAUGUCCAUCAUACAACAAGUAGAUACAGGUCUGAGCAACAUGAGCACUUAGAACUCAGGCUACAGUGCAAGGUGUGGACAGGGUAAGAAGCCAGGAAUUGUUCUCGGCCAAAGGCAGAACGAUAAACAUCAACACUAAUCAGUGGUGAGAGAACAUCUUCUCUCUGCCCCUCCUGCCUCAGACACAUUUUAAAUUACUUUAACCUUGAAAACCAAAAAAAGAGAAAAAUCAGCUGACAGGAGGAUUUCAAAACCCAGUCUGAGCCAUUGCAAUUCUGACCCAUCUGCCUCUCCACAUCCCCAUCUCCCUGCCCAGUCUCAGUGUGGCAGGAGGGGAAUUCCAGCAUUUAAUUCAUCAACUCUUAUUUAUACUUCUUAUUGCAUUCAGUACUUUAAAAAAAAGCCAAUUACAGUGCAAUCCUAUUAUUUAUUGUAAGUAUGCGUAUGUACUCAUUUUAAUUUUUUUUCUGGGUAGCAUGCUUUUUUGUAAUGUGUCAUUUUUGAAUUGUUCCUAUUUUAGGCAUUUUUUGCUGUAGGUGUCUCUAAGUUCUAGUUCCUUUUGUAACACUUUUUUUUAUCUCAAAUCGGGAAUUUUCUUUAUGUCCUGUGAGUGGGUGUGUGCACACAUAAGCUUGUGUGCUCUCUUCACCAAAAGCAUUAUUUGUGAAUGAACUGUUUACACAUAGCCAGGCUAGUAACCAUACCAUGUCUUUGUUUUCAGGGUGGGAGGGUUUAUCCUCUUCAACACUCAUAGUAUCCAUGGGCCCCAACUGCAGAGAACAGGGUCGUCAAAGUUGGGGGAGGAAAGGCAUAUAAACUUCAAAAUUUAUUGAUAUGAGUAAUGUCUCCUGAGUAGUAACAACACCCCCCCCCCACCCCCUCCCCAUUUCUGUAGCUGGUUGUGCCCCUCUGGUUAUCAGUUGAUGUAGCAAUAUUAGCAUUGAUUUAUAGUUUAUUCUCGCAGUUUUUUAUUAUUAUUUUCAAUCGCAGAACUUGACAAAGCAAUCGGAGCAGAUAGUUACAUUUGAGCAAUUUGUUUUAUGAUUUAAAUAUUACUUUCUGUUGCCAAAGCUUCAGGCAUGUCUACUUUAACCAUUUUUUUAAUUUAAACUGUUAUUUGUGUUUGUGAUGCUUGCUUUUAAUUUUUUUUCUCUCUUUGAGGUCUCAUGUACGUGUCAUUCAACCUUCUAAAAGAUUUUUGUUUAAAAAAGAAAGCGAAUUUGACUGUGCUUGUUUCACUUUGAAAGUUCAGUUGUAUCAGGAGGGUCUUGUGGUGCAGUGAUAGUGUUCUUGUUUUGGGGCCUGGAGACCCAAGGUUCUGUUUGAGUUAUGGAAAAGUUUGUUUCAUUCGGAGACCGUAUGUCACUAAGGUUUUGUCUCUAUGUCAAUCUUGGCCAUCCUCAAGUCAGUUUGACGCUCACAGUUACUGCCCACUAAGCCUUGGCCCACUCUGGAGUGGUACAGCACAAUUACAAGGCCGGAAGUUUCUUGGCACCCCCUCCCAUCUCUUUGCCAUCAUCAAGUCGUGUUGCUGCUGUGAGACUUCAACUGUUUCCCCACCAACGAAGCAGCUCUCUGAUAAGUUUUGAAAAAAAUUAAAUGCCUCUAUUUUACCUCAAGUGUUGAACGUACAUUCCAAGCUUUUCAUUAAAAAAGUAAAUAAAAAACGAAUGAAAUCAUAAACAUUUGUUGUAUUGUAAAUUUUAGAUUAUUUCAUAAGCAUUAUAUAAAACUGUCAUAUCAAUUUUAAUGUAUAGAUUUUGCAAAUACUACCCUAUGUAUGUAAGACUAAACCUUAUCGUAGCGUACAUAUGUAAUAUAUUUAUGCCCAAAUAAAUGUUUUAAUUCUUUCUGGUAA
Molecule: messenger RNA, 16630 nt
Organism: Stegostoma tigrinum
Lineage: Eukaryota; Metazoa; Chordata; Chondrichthyes; Orectolobiformes; Stegostomatidae
Gene: fndc3ba
Product: fibronectin type III domain containing 3Ba
Exons: 26
Coding region: 405-4025 (1206 amino acids)
Molecular function (GO): protein binding
Source: RefSeq, a predicted model, not a curated record